This is a messenger RNA of Pteropus alecto (black flying fox), 5061 nucleotides long. It is a transcript of the gene STRN, whose product is annotated as striatin. The transcript is spliced from 18 exons. Gene Ontology annotation, molecular function: protein phosphatase 2A binding; calmodulin binding; protein-containing complex binding. The coding region runs from base 198 to 2234 and encodes 678 amino acids. The record is from RefSeq and is a predicted model, not a curated record. Gene Ontology annotation, cellular component: dendrite. NCBI's taxonomy places the organism in Eukaryota, Metazoa, Chordata, Mammalia, Chiroptera, Pteropodidae.
GGCGGCCAGAGCCCAGUACAGCCUCCCGGGAAUCCUGCACUUCCUGCAGCAUGAAUGGGCCCGCUUCGAGGUGGAGCGAGCCCAGUGGGAAGUGGAACGGGCGGAGCUGCAGGCCCAGAUUGCCUUCCUUCAGGGGGAAAGGAAAGGUCAAGAAAAUUUGAAGAAGGAUCUUGUGAGGAGGAUCAAAAUGUUGGAGUAUGCUCUUAAACAGGAAAGAUGAAGGUAAUGAAACAGAGGUGCAGCCACAACAAAAUAGUCAGUUAAUGUGGAAACAAGGUCGACAGCUACUCAGACAGUAUCUGCAGGAGGUGGGUUACACAGAUACUAUUCUAGAUGUGAAAUCUAAACGAGUGCGAGCUUUGUUGGGCUUUUCAAGUGAUGUCACUGACAGAGAAGAUGACAAAAAUCAAGACUCAGUUAUAAAUGGCACAGAGGGUGAAGUUAAAGACACAGCAAUGAUUGGAAAAUCCGAGUUAACAGAUUCUGCCUCUGUGCUGGAUAAUUUCAAAUUCCUUGAAAGUGCAGCUGCAGAUUUCAGUGAUGAAGACGAAGACGAUGACAUUGAUGGAAGAGAGAAAAGCAUCAUUGAUACUUCAACGAUUGUUAGGAAAAAAGCAUUGCACGAUAGCAGUGAAGAUCGAGAUACGAAAGAAGCUCUAAAGGAGUUUGACUUCUUGGGUACAUCAGAGGAAGGAGACAAUGAAUCUAGAAGUGCAGGCGAUGGAACAGACUGGGAAAAGGAAGACCAGUGUCUCAUGCCUGAAGCUUGGAAUGUGGACCAGGGAGUAAUUACCAAACUCAAGGAGCAAUACAAAAAGGAGAGAAAGGGGAAAAAGGGGGUGAAGAGAAAAACUACCGAAGAUCUGUUUCAGCCUCUAUCCUAUAUAAAACAGUCAAAACAGGGAUAUGGGAGAAUGAAGAAUCAAAUUUCAGGACCCAAUAGGUCAAAACUACAAGAUAUGCUUGCUAAUUUGAGAGACGUUGAUGAACUUCCUUCAUUGCAGCCAUCUGUGGGUUCACCUUCCAGACCAAGCAGCUCUAGGCUUCCUGAGCACGAAAUAAAUAGAGCAGAUGAAGUGGAAGCACUGACAUUUCCUCCAUCUUCUGGGAAGUCAUUCAUCAUGGGAACAGAUGAAGCCCUCGAAAGUGAACUGGGACUUGGAGAGUUGGCAGGCCUUACAGUGGCCAAUGAAGCAGAUUCACUCACUUACGAUAUAGCAAACAAUAAAGAUGCAUUGAGGAAGACGUGGAACCCUAAGUUUACACUAAGAAGUCACUUUGAUGGCAUUCGAGCCCUUGCUUUCCACCCCAUUGAGCCUGUUUUGAUAACAGCAUCAGAGGAUCACACAUUAAAAAUGUGGAAUUUGCAGAAAACAGCCCCAGCCAAAAAGAGUACAUCUCUCGAUGUGGAGCCUAUCUAUACAUUCAGGGCUCAUAAAGGUCCAGUGCUCUGUGUGGUAAUGAGCAGCAACGGCGAGCAGUGUUACAGUGGUGGCUCUGACGGACUGAUCCAGGGCUGGAACACCACCAACCCCAACAUCGAUCCCUACGACUCCUAUGAUCCUUCUGUUUUAAGAGGCCCUCUGCUAGGACACACCGAUGCAGUCUGGGGUUUGGCUUAUAGUGCAGCACAUCAGCGUUUGUUGUCCUGUUCAGCAGAUGGCACUCUCCGUUUAUGGAAUGCAACUGAGGUUGCUCCAGCCCUCAGCGUAUUUAAUGAUAAUCAAGAAUUGGGAAUUCCUGCCUCUGUGGAUCUAGUAAGCAGCGACCCGAGCCAUAUGGUAGCAUCAUUCAGCAAAGGAUAUACAAGCAUCUUUAACAUGGAAACACAGCAACGCAUUCUCACUUUAGAAUCCAAUCUAGAUGCAACAGCCAGUUCUUCCUGCCAAAUAAAUAGAGUCAUCAGUCAUCCCACUCUUCCUAUAAGCAUCACUGCUCAUGAAGACAGGCACAUCAAAUUCUAUGAUAACAAUACAGGCAAACUGAUCCACUCGAUGGUAGCCCACCUAGAAGCUGUUACAAGUUUAGCAGUUGAUCCUAAUGGCCUGUACUUGAUGUCUGGCAGUCAUGACUGUUCAAUACGUUUAUGGAACCUAGAAAGUAAGACAUGUAUCCAGGAGUUCACAGCUCAUCGGAAAAAGUUUGAAGAAUCAAUUCAUGAUGUAGCUUUCCACCCAUCCAAAUGCUAUAUAGCCAGUGCUGGGGCUGAUGCACUUGCUAAAGUCUUUGUAUGACGGAAUGUGUCAUCUUCACCUUCUAGCUCUUUAUAAAUAAUCACCUGCACAAAAGAGAUACAGAAGACCAGGGCAAGAAACAACCCAUUCUGCCCUUUCAUUCUGCUGAAGGAGCACAGAGAACAUUUGUUAAAGUAUAGUUUUGCAAUUCGUAUACUGUUUUCUAAAACUAAAGUUUGUUCAGGUUGCUGCAAGCUCAGCUGAAUCUAUGAGCCUGAAAACUGAUUCAGAUUUCCCCCCAAAUAUAGGAACUUUUAUUUCUGAGGUGGUUCUAAUUCGCUAGGCAGGCCUGAGCGAACAUAGGUUUAGCUGUCCACUAUAUGAGCUUAUUAAAAAGCUUGAUGGCUGAGAAUAGUAGAGGAAGAGUGGAAAUUUAGACCAAGUUCUCCCCUGAGAAAUCUUGGUAAACACAUUAGUCAAAACAGUAAUCUUCACCAUCUCUGCUGUACUAACCCUAUGUGCAUAAUGACCAGCCAGUGUUAAAAUUAGUUUUUAAUUUCUCUCUACAUUCAACUGUUCAUGUAAAGCACUUGGCAAAGCAUUUUACCUAUUAGGGGGAAAGAAAAAGAAAUGCAAUAAUAUGUUAAGUAUAUUAUUCAUAAAUACUAAACAAAUAUUUAGUUUGUAAGCAGAUUUCUAUAUUGUAUUACAUUUUUGAAAAUAGAUUUGGUACCAUUCUAAAGUUUAACUGUCAAAAAUCUUACAUUGUGAAGAGUAGUUAUGGAAUCUGCUUUUACUAAAGGAUAUAACUUAUUCAGGUUUAAGAUUCUGUUUAUUUUUAAGGGCAAGCAGGGCAUAUCUUUAUAAUAACUUCUGUUAAUUUUAAAAUUCACUUUAUUCAUGUGAUAUUUAUAGUACCAGAGUGAUUACUUCACAUCGAUGAAAUCUUAACUUUCUAGUGGCUGAAAAGAUGGGAAUUAUUUGUGGGUACUCAUUUAUCGAAACCUAUGUAACCAUGUUUCAGAUGAUCUCUGCUCUUUGUCUUUUAUAUGCAAAUUAUCUGACACCAACUAAAAGUAGUUCAUAAUUAUUAUGUUUUAACAGUCUAAGGGAUAUGGUUACUUCAGGCAGCUGCUUUUGCAGAUGUACUAAAUAAAGCAAAUGUUUUAUACCCCAGAAAUCCUCCAUUAGCAUCUCCAAGAAGAACCUCUUGGAAAUCUGGAUGGAAGAGUUCAGUGCAUAAUGUUGACUAAAUAGUUCUCUCUCUUUCCUUCUCCCUACCCCUCCUCCAUUGUUUAAUUGGAAUACACAGCAUGUUUAAUGGGCAGUGACUAUUGUUUCUGGGGAAAACCAUAUGUUAAAGGACCAGGGUUCCCUGAGCUCUUUGCCUGUGACUGACAUGUGAUCAGCUCUUGGGAUUCCCAUGACCCCAUUCUCUGGGCCUGGUAUAUAGAUCAUUGCUACAACUGUCUCACCUCUCCUCACACACAAUUUUGUGUUUGCUCAAAAUGUCAGAGACCAGUCUAGAAAUGAAAAAUAAAUUACUAAUGAUUAACUUUUCAGCAAAAUGUAUAUAUAAUAGGCUCUCAAACUUUAAAAAAAAAAAUCCAUAUCCAUAAAUACUUGAACCUUUUAAUACAGUUCCUAAAUUCCUGUCCACACAUAUUUCAUUGUCAUAACAGUCGCACUUGAUCAUAUGUACUCCUUGAAGAAGCAUUCUGUUGGUGAUGUAGAUGAUAAUUGACAGUUUUUCUUUAAAAUUUCUGCUUGUCUGCCUUUAGAAUUCUGUAUACAGGCAAAUUUUCUUUAAGGACCUGUGCUAAAUUUGCUUGAUUGAUAUACAGAUAUGCUUUAAUAGUUUGACACAGCUACCUUGUCAUUUCAUCUGUGCUUUGCUUAACUGGGCUCAAGGGACUCCUUUUAUAAUCAAAUGAAUUGACCUGGAAAUGAGCUACCAGGUCAUAGCUGAGCUAUUACCAGGGGAAUGUUUAUAUUCCCUUGCAGGUAAAGAGUUCCAUGUCGCAUAUGGUGAAUUCCUCUUUUGGUUCUUCACAGAGUAAAAUGUUGUUGCUAACUUAACAUUUGUAGAAGGAUAUUGGAAAAUUCUAGUCAGGUGCCUACCCUUGACAUAUUUAUGAUGGACAACUACAAAGCUAUUGUUCGACCAGUUAUUGCUUUAAUUACCUUCCAAGGUCUUCAAUGCCUGCUUUACUGAUGUCACUGAAAUUUUCAAAACCAAGACAUUCACUUCAUUUUGUGCCACAUGGUUGAAAUUUUUCUAUUAGCGAGUAGAAAAUAACCAUGAGAUAUGUAGACCGUAGUACAAAUGAUGGAACUGUUGAAAGUUCCUUAGGAAGCCAGUGCUGUGCCACUGGAAACUGUACACAGAAACAGGGAUUCUUCACGAGCACUGUAUGAUCUCAACCUAGAAAUGAGCCAAAGCUGUCUUCCAGCCAGAUAGAAGCAUAUACAUGUGUCUGAUUUUUCCCCUCAGCCUAUCGAAAAUUCAAUCAACAUUCACAAAAUGAAAAAAUCAUGAUUCAAAUAGUCAUUGAAAUGCUUUUAUAGUGCUUGAUUUGUAAAUAUUUUGGAUGAAAUAUAUUGGAAUAGUAUGAAAAUUAGCAGAUGUAGAUCCCUGCCUUAUUUUCAUAUGCAGUGGAUACAUCUCGAGCUUGCAGCACCCUUCUCAAAACUCAGCUGUCAUGUGGAGCUCAUUUGCUACUCAAACCGUAGAUAGAUAUUUAACAUAAGUGAUAUAAUGACCUUCAGUAUUUUUCUAUUGAACAAGUUUAUCAAUUUUUGCCAUUAAACAGAUAAUUAGUUAUGCAAAGUAUUUAGCUUUUAUAAUCAUUUUAGUUAUGAUUAAAAGGGGAGGAAUUGAGUUGUA